Messenger RNA from Nothoprocta perdicaria, 3579 nucleotides. It is a transcript of the gene FARP1, whose product is annotated as FERM, ARH/RhoGEF and pleckstrin domain protein 1. Gene Ontology annotation, cellular component: cytoskeleton. The transcript is spliced from 26 exons. The record is from RefSeq and is a predicted model, not a curated record. Gene Ontology annotation, molecular function: cytoskeletal protein binding; guanyl-nucleotide exchange factor activity. The coding region runs from base 25 to 3156 and encodes 1043 amino acids. NCBI's taxonomy places the organism in Eukaryota, Metazoa, Chordata, Aves, Tinamiformes, Tinamidae.
UCUAAGAAACGCAUUUCUCUAAACAUGGGUGAAACGGAGCAGAGACCAACAGCAGGAUCCCGGUUAGGAGCCCAGGAAAACUCUGGGAUCAGUACCUUGGAGCAUGGACAAAAGCCACCCGUGACGCCUCCGGGAAAACUCGUCUCCAUCAAAAUCCAGAUGCUGGAUGAUACGCAAGAGACUUUUGACGUUCCGCAAAGGGCUCCAGGGAAAGUUCUGCAUGAUGCYGUCUGCAACCACCUGAACCUUGUUGAAGGUGACUACUUUGGCCUUGAGUUUCCUGAUCACAAAAAGAUGAUGGUGUGGCUCGAUCUUUUGAAGCCUGUUAUGAAGCAGAUUAGAAGACCGAAGCACGUUGUGGUAAAAUUUGUGGUAAAAUUCUUCCCACCUGACCACACUCAGCUGCAAGAAGAACUGACAAGGUACCUAUUUGCAUUGCAAGUGAAGCAGGACCUGGCACAGGGAAGGCUAACGUGUAAUGACACCAGCACUGCCCUCUUAAUCUCACACAUUGUACAGUCUGAGAUUGGGGAUUUUGAUGAAACCAUAGAUCGCGAACACUUAGCAAAGAACAAGUAUAUACCUCAGCAAGAAGCACUAGAAGACAAAAUCAUGGAGUUUCACCGUAAUCACAUGGGACAGACACCAGCAGAGUCUGACUUCCAGCUUUUGGAGAUUGCCCGUCGCCUKGAGAUGUAUGGAAUACGCUUGCAUCCAGCCAAGGACAGGGAAGGGACAAAAAUCAACCUGGCUGUUGCCAACACAGGCAUUCUGGUGUUUCAGGGUCACACCAAGAUCAAUGCCUUCAACUGGGCUAAGGUUCGAAAGCUGAGCUUCAAGAGGAAACGUUUUCUUAUCAAGCUACGGCCUGAUGUGAAUAGCUCGUUCCAGGAUACCCUGGAGUUCCUUAUGGCUAGUCGAGAUUUCUGCAAGUCUUUCUGGAAGAUCUGUGUGGAACAUCAUGCCUUCUUCAGGCUUUUUGAGGAGCCUAAACCAAAGCCUAAACCUGUUCUUUUUUCUAGAGGUUCAUCAUUUAGGUUCAGUGGCCGGACUCAGAAGCAAGUCCUUGACUAUGUUAAAGAAGGAGGGCACAAAAAAGUACAGUUUGAAAGGAAGCACAGCAAGAUUCAUUCCAUCAGGAGUCUGACUGCACAGCCUUCAGAACAGCAUUCAGAGGUGCCAAAACAAAGCUCUAGCUUUGCCUUUGGAGAUGACAAUGAUGCCACAGCAGUGCAGAGCUGCCGGCAAGGGAAGGAAAUGAAAGCUUCUACAGAAGACACUGGACAACGCAGGAGCCCUUCCUUGAAGAAGAGCCCAAAGGAAAGCAGAAAGGUGGAUGGAGCAGUGGUGUCAACAGCGGAGGAAGAAGAGGAGAUUACUAAGGACAAGAUGCAGCAGAACAAACCUCAGUCGCAGCAACCAAGCACAGCAGGUUCUCUGACUGGUAGCCCUCACCUUUCAGAGCUUUCCAUCAAUUCCCAGGGAGGACCAUCCGUGGCAAAUAUGUCCYUAUCUCCAAAUCUGAGCCCUGAUGCCAAGCAGGCGUCUCCCCUCAUCAGCCCUUUGCUGAAUGACCCGGCAUGCAUCCGGACUGAUGAUGAGGAAGAGGUCAAAAGAAAGAGAUUCCCAACUGAGAAGGCUUACUUCAUUGCUAAAGAAGUYGCAACCACAGAACGCACAUACCUGAAGGACCUUGAAGUCAUCACRUCGUGGUUUCAGAGUGCAGUGAAUAAAGAGGAUUGCAUGCCCGAUACACUGAAGAAUCUCAUUUUCUCCAACUUCGAACCUUUGCACAAGUUUCAUGCUGGUUUUCUCAAGGAAAUUGAGCAAAGACUUGCUCUGUGGGAAGGCCGCUCUAAUGCUCACAUUAAAGGAGAUUACCAAAGAAUUGGGGAUGUUAUGCUGAAGAACAUUCAGAGCAUGAAGCAACUGACGGUUCACCUGCGGAAGCACGAGGAGGUCCUGGUGGAGCUGGAGACCGGCAUCAGGAGCUCGCGCAAGCUGGAGACCCUCUGCAGGGACUUUGAGCUGCAGAAAGUCUGCUACCUGCCCCUCAACACCUUCCUGCUGCGGCCCCUGCACAGGCUCAUGCACUACAAGCAGAUAAUGGAGAGGCUCUGCAAGCACUACCCGCCAAACCACAUAGACUUCAGGGAUUCGAGAGCUGCUUUGGCUGAGAUUUCCGAAAUGGUGGCGCAGCUCCACAGCAAUAUGAUAAAGAUGGAGAACUUCCAGAAGCUGCAUGAACUCAAGAAGGACCUGAUAGGCAUAGACAAUCUGGUGAUCCCAGGAAGGGAGUUCAUUAGACUGGGCAGUCUUAGUAAGUUGUCCGGAAAAGGUUUACAGCAACGGAUGUUCUUCCUGUUUAAUGAUAUUUUGCUCUAUACCAGUAGAGGCCUGACAGCAUCAAAUCAGUUCAAAGUCCAUGGGCAUCUACCGCUCUAUGACAUGACAAUAGAAGAAAGUGAGGAGGAAUGGGGGGUUCCCCACUGCCUGACGCUGCGAGGGCAGCACCAGUCCAUCAUCGUGGCUGCAAGUACCCGUGCCGAAAUGGACAAGUGGACCGAGGACAUUCAGAUGGCCAUCGACCUGGCAGAGAAGAGCAGUGGCCCCGCACCCGAGCUGCUGGCCAGCAGCCCUCCGGACAGCAAGUCUCCGGAUGAAGCUCCCGCGGACCAGGAAUCCGAGGAGGACCUCAGCGCGUCGCGCACCUCCCUGGAGCGGCAGGCCCCGCACCGCGGCAACACCACGGUGCACGUCUGCUGGCACCGCAACACCAGCGUCUCCAUGAUCGACUUCAGCAUUGCCGUGGAGAAUCAGCUGUCUGGAAAUCUCCUAAGAAAGUUCAAGAACAGCAACGGGUGGCAGAAGCUUUGGGUGGUGUUCACCAACUUCUGCAUGUUCUUCUAUAAAUCGCAUCAGGACAAUCAUCCUUUAGCCAGCCUUCCUUUAUUGGGAUAUUCACUUACCAUUCCUUCUGAAUCUGAAAACAUUCACAAAGAUUACGUGUUCAAGCUGCAUUUCAAAUCCCACGUGUACUAUUUCAGGGCUGAAAGUGAAUACACGUUUGAAAGGUGGAUGGAGGUGAUCCGCAGCGCCACCAGCUCGGCCCCGCGCCCGCUCGCGCCGGCCCCGCGCGAGCCCCACGCCUAYUGAGGCCGCUGCCCCUUUUCUACAGGACCUUUGAAACUCUUUUCUCCCUCYGACUUUAGUAAAACCCAACGUUUGUUUUAAAAAAGAAAAAGGAAAAAAAAAAAAUAAAGCAGCAACCAAGUAUGGUUUGGUGGAAACCUUCAUGUCUCCCUCAGUGAAAUGCUGAGGGGGUUUCCAUAUGGUCAAAAUAGCUUAUCAGCAUCCCCGCGGCUGCCGGUAGGGUCAUGUCUUGUAUUUUGUCAUUCUGUGCUGUUUUUAGCUUGUGCCAGUAUUAAAAGAUUGUCCUUCUUAGAGUGCCAAAUGCCAAACGAUGUUUUGUUGCCUCAAAGAUUGCACCUAAAAACUCAACAAAGUCACACCCUGAAAACUUUCUCCCGUGAGGCAAWUAUUAUUUCUUCUCUUUUCAUAAAAAUAUAUUAUUUUUUU